CCGUGCUCCACUUUCCGUUGCGAACCACCUGUAAACGCGAUUACGCAGUCCAAGCGAAGAAGAAGAAGAAAUCCUCUACACGCCAUUUUCGAGUUCUCAGCUUCCUCCCAUGUCUUCUCUCUAACCACCGUAGCUGGAUCCAGUAAACUUUUGAUAAGGGGCGACUUUGUUUGGUACUCCAUAUAAGAAAUGAAGUUUGGGAAGGAGUUCAAGAAACAGCAGGUGCCAGAAUGGGUAGAAGCAUAUGUGGACUAUAAUGGGCUUAAAAGGAUAUUGCAGGACAUACACCAUAUCAAAAAACUCAAACAACCUACAACUCCUGUACAACAGAAACACAGAUUCCGCAGGGCCUUCAGCGGCUUAAACCCGGAAACUAGUGCUGAAAAUAGUGGAGAUGUUGAGGAUCAAGUUAUAUCUGUGGAUACUGUACAAGAAAACUCCAUAGAGAUGUACCAUUCCAAGUUUCUGAAACCCCCAGAAGGAGGACAGAACGAGAUCAUGUUCUUCAAGAAACUUGACAAUGAGCUUAACAAGGUUAAUACCUUUUACAAUGAAAAGGUGGAGGAAGUGAAAAACGAAGCGGCAAUGUUGAACCAACAGAUGGAAGUAUUGCUUGCAUUGCGUAUCAAGGUGAUGAAUCCAGAUUCCGAUGCAUCUGCUUCUCUGCAACAGCUUUCUGUAGAUGAUAAUCAUUCAAUGCCCUCAAGAGAUACGAAGCAUAUAGCUUUGGCCCCAAGGGUGGAUCAUAGUCCUGAAAGAUUGUCAUCUGAUCAUUCCAAAUACAACCCUGCUACAGAAGGAAACACAGGUACAGAAAAUGAAGAACCACACCCCCUGGAAAUCCUUGAUCGUGUAAAGAUUGUUAAUACCUUCGAAACUCCAAUGUCUACAAUAAGAGGGGUUCUGAGAGAUUCUAAAGAAAAUGAUUUGAGGUUCAAGAGAGAAGAACUAAAGAAGGUUGAUCAAAGGUUGAAAAUAGCCUUUGUUGAGUUCUAUCGAAAGCUUCGCCUUCUAAAGAACUUCAGCUAUACAAACCUCUCAGCCUUUUCCAAGAUCUUGAAGAAGUAUGAAAAGAUUACGUCAAGAAGAGCUGCACGGUCAUACAUGAAAAUGGUGGAGAACUCUUAUCUCGGAAGCUCUGAUGAGGUUUCUGGUCUACUGGAUAGGGUUGAGUCCAUUUUCAUUAAACACUUCUCGAAUUCUAACAGAAGAAAGGGUAUGAAAAAAUUGAGGCCAAUGCCAAAGUCAGAAAAGCACCGAGUGACAUUUUUUUCAGGCUUCUUUUCUGGUUGCUCAAUUGCUUUGUUAGUUGCUCUUACUUUGCUAAGAGAUACCAGAAAGUUGAUGGAGGGUGAUUCCUCUUAUCUGGACAACAUAUUUCCACUUUACAGUUUUUAUGCAUAUAUCGUGCUGCACAUGCUUCUUUAUGCUGCAAACUUAUAUUUCUGGAGGCACUACAAAAUCAACUAUGCUUUUAUUUUUGGUUUCAAGCAAGGGACUGAAUUGGGCUAUCGGGAUGUCUUUCUUCUUAGCAAUGGUCUAGCGAUGCUUGUCCUUGGCACCUUUCUAGCUCAUGUGCACUUGAAUAUAGAUUCACGAGCUCAAGAUUAUAGCAGAUAUAUUGAGUUUGUUCCAUUGGGACUGAUCUUUGUUCUUUUUAUACUUCUGUUCUGCCCCUUUAACAUAAUGUACCGAUCAAGUCGGUUCUUCCUCAUUAAAACUGUUAUCCAUUGUGUCUGUGCACCUCUCUACAAGGUCACUCUUCCAGACUUUUUUCUGGCAGACCAAUUUACAAGCCAGGUAGAAGCAAUAAGGACUUUGGAGUACUAUGUCUGCUACUAUGGAUGGAAAGAUCCCAAAGAGAGACAAAACAAAUGUCACGGUCACAACAUCUAUGAUGUGUUCUAUUUCAUCCUUGCAUUUUUCCCGUACUGGUUUCGAUUCCUCCAGUGCAUUCGCCGGCUGUUUGAGGAGAACGACAUUGCACAUUUGUAUAAUGGUUUGAGAUACUUCUUGACAAUCGUGGCAGUAGCUAUUAGAACAGCUUUUGAACUGAAAGGGAGCUUGAGUUGGAAAGUCUUUGCCAUACUAAUGUCAGUUCUUGCAACCAUAAUGAACACGUAUUGGGAUAUCGUUGUCGACUGGGGUCUCCUGCGAAGGAAAUCAAGGAACACGCUUCUUCGAAAUAAACUCGUUGUUUCUCAUGCGAGUGUAUAUUUUACAGCUAUGGUCUUGGACGUUGCCCUCAGAUUUGCCUGGCUGCAGCUUGUGCUAAAAUUUAAUGUUGCUUCUUUGCGCGGGAAUAGAAUAUCAAGCAUAUUUUCCUGCCUCGAAAUUCUUCGUCGUGGCAUGUGGAACUUUUUCAGGUUGGAGAAUGAACACCUAAACAAUGUGGGCAAGUAUCGCGCAUUCAAGUCAGUGCCCCUUCCAUUUAGUUACCAUGACGGUGGGGAUGGAGACAAGGACGAAUAACAUAUUCACGAUGUUUUUCAAGAAAAAAAAGAAUGAACGAAAAUUUUCUCGAAGCGCAUAACAAGUGAUCAUAAGUCAAGUUCUCCAUUGACAAAUUGUUGACAUGAGGGAGGUAUAUAUGUAAAUAGAAGUGCAAGAGUAUGUUCAAUUUUGUGAGCAAAAUUACCAAAUGUAAAAUACAAAUAAACGGAGAUAAAAUAGAAAAGCUCAAUAAUUUGAGUGAAAACUU
Cuscuta campestris is the source of this 2701-nucleotide messenger RNA. The record is from the annotation of a GenBank genome assembly. Lineage: Eukaryota; Viridiplantae; Streptophyta; Magnoliopsida; Solanales; Convolvulaceae.